Zymoseptoria tritici IPO323 is the source of this 1086-nucleotide messenger RNA. RefSeq lists its product as uncharacterized. The record is from RefSeq and is a predicted model, not a curated record. The transcript has a single exon. Lineage: Eukaryota; Fungi; Ascomycota; Dothideomycetes; Mycosphaerellales; Mycosphaerellaceae. Bases 1 to 1086 code for a protein of 361 amino acids.
AUGAAAAAGGGUCUCCCGCCUUGUCCACGCACGGAUCCCAUUGCCGGUCUCGAUGACUGGUACACAAUAACAAACUCACCAACCAUCGACUUCUGCCCAGAUUGCAUCUCCACACUCUUCGAGCGGACUUUCUUCCGCCCUCUUUUUCGCCGCUCGCUCCCUCGCAACCUCUCAACCAAGGUCCAGUGCGCAUUUGGCUCCCCAUGGAUCCGUCUCGCCUGGCUUCUCACCCUCCAGCAACAGCGCGCAGAUCUCAACCUCCUCAAAGACGUCGCUGAAGUCGAAGCCACUUCCGACCCUUGUCCAGGUAACAUGCCGACCUCCCAAUCCUGGUACGGCCUCCGCGACCCCGAUGGCCUCUUCGUCCGCGACUUCCACAUCUGCUACGGCGACGUCCGCAAAAUCGAACGUCUCCUCCCCACCCUCGCAGGCCUCUUCGUACGUCUUCCCAACCGCGCAUCCCACGAGCCUCGCCUUUGCGCAAUGCGUGUCGAAUCCACCCGCUUCUCCGCCUACCUCGACGCCCUCGUCAACACUCACGAAGCCGCCCUUUCCUCCCGCAAAGGCGCCGACUCCAUGCCCUUGAUCGACCUCGUCGAACGCCGCACUCGUUUACGAGAAUGCACCCGCGAUAAUAUGCUGCUCGGCGCUCUCUGGCAUACACACCCAGACAUCCCCUCCCUAACCAUCUGCGAAGACUGUUUCGAAGAAGUCGUCGAGCCGGUCAUCAAGUCCGCCCUCGCCCAGCCUUCUACAUCCAACUCUUUCGUCCGAAAAUUCAACCGCUGUUUAGGACCGGUGUACAAUGAAGGACCGGGAUCUUCAUGCCAAUUGUACUCCCACCGCAUGCGGAGGUGCUUUGCGAGGAGUGUGGAGGAUGGAGAUGGAGGGAGGUACUUGAAACGGAAGGUGAGGGAGAGGAAGGAGGCGGAAUUGUGGUUGCAGGAGAAGUAUAGGGAGGUUGUGAGGAGGUGGAAGAGGGCGGAGAGUGAGGCUGGAGGGGGAGAGGUGGGGAGGGAGGUGGAGGAACGGGCGGAGAGGGAGUUGGAACGAAUUUCGAGGGAGUGGAAGGGGAAGUGGGAGUAA